AUAUCUAGUAAUUUUUUUAGACGAAUCGGAAGCGAUGUAUCGAAGAAUUCUUUGGUUUUAAAAAAAGGAGAAAGUAUCAAACAUUUCUCUCUUGGAGUUUUAGCCAUGUUAGGAAAAACAAAUAUUUUGGUUUAUAAACGCCCUUCUAUAGGAGUCAUAUCAAUUGGCAAUUAUAUUUGUGAACCUAAAGAAGAACUAGCCCCUGGCAAAAUCAGAGAUGCAAAUAGAUUCACCUUAAUUAAUUUGCUUAAAAAUGUCCAUUAUGAAGCAAACGAUUGUGGUAUAGCUUAAGACAAUCCUGAUGCAAUAAAGCAAACUCUUGAACAAAGUUUUACUUGUAACGAUGUUAUUAUAACGAACAGUUCAAUGGGAGAAUUGGACAUGUUGAAACGGGUCCUCGUUGAGGAUUUUCAAGCUACUAUACAUUUUUCCAGAGUAAACAUGAAACCCGGAAAAUACACGACCUUUGCGACACUUAUGUAUAAUGAAACAUUGAAAAUCGUGUUUGGCCUAACGGGUAAUCCAUCUUCCUGUGCAAUAACUUGUAUAUUAUUCGUUAUUCCUGCUCUACGUUUAAUGGAAAAAUCUCUCUACGAACGUUUUCUACCUAUUUCUAUAUCACCAAGUGCAUUUAAG
Messenger RNA from Phyllotreta striolata, 636 nucleotides. NCBI's taxonomy places the organism in Eukaryota, Metazoa, Arthropoda, Insecta, Coleoptera, Chrysomelidae. The record is from the annotation of a GenBank genome assembly.